GAGACUGUGUGUGGGGACCCAGUGGUUGCCCACCAUCACCGGCCUGCUUGUGUCAGAAGGAAGCGUCGAGCGCAGUCAAGCAAAGCCGAACCAUUUUUAAUCCUUCUUCGUUUUCUCCUCCUCCGUCGUCACUACUGACGUACUCUCUCUCUCUCUCUCCUAUUUCUUUAUUCGGGAGAACGGACUGACGGGCGGAAGGAAGACGACGCCUGCACAGUUCUUGCGGGAUCAGUGGGUAACGAAGCGUUUCUCUUCCGGAUGAGCAAUGCGUUUCAAAUUGUCUUAAUUAACGCUUCUCGGAGGAAGUUUUUAUCCACUACGAAUAUGCAUAGACACAUCAUGCUGCCUGUGGAGGAGGUAGAUAUUUCUGCAGUUAGGUAUCGCCCUCAGCCAGUCAAAGCUCCUCGUCUUGCUGGAUUUAUGCUCAAGCUGUUUGUUUGGUUGCUUGAAACUCCCGUAAUUGGGCCUUUGAUCAUUUACACAGUGAAGCAGCAGAAUAGGUUCAAGCAGAUGUUGCAUGACACUGUUAUUCCAGAGAAACCCAUGUUCAAACCUGAAUUUCCUUCUCAAGAUCCAGAAACUGGUGUUGGUGUCCUAGAUCAGGAAGCAGUGCCUUCUGCUCGUGUUCAGUCAGUCUUGGAGUACCUGGUGCCUUAUGGCACAACUUGUCAAUCAACUAAUGGUGCACAAAACAUGCCUUUAUAUUGGACUAUCCGGGAUUAUGCACAUGCAUAUCGAUCUGGAUCUGUUACUCCAUCAAUUGUUGCAGAACGUGUCAUAUUGGUAAUAGAGGAAUGGAAUAAGAAGCAUCCUUCCAUGCCUUGGCUGGUUUCUUUUAGUGCUGAGGAAGUUAGGCGGCAGUCUGCAGCUUCUACACAACGUUUUGAGGAAGGAAAACCAUUGUCCAUCUUAGAUGGAAUUUUUAUGCCAAUCAAAGAUGAUAUUGAUUGUCUUCCUUAUCCAACCAAAGAUGGCACAACAUGGUUGCAUGAGGUACGAGCAGUCAACCAGGAUGCUGUUUCUGUGGCAAAGUUACGAGGUUGUGGUGUCAUUUUUAUAGGAAAAGCAAAUAUGCAUGAGUUAGGCCUUGGGACUAGUGGAAGCAAUCCAAACUAUGGGACACCUCGGAAUCCUCAUUCAAUAGAUAGAUAUACAGGUGGCUCUUCAUCAGGUCCAGCAGCAAUUGUAGCUUCUGGGCUUUGUCCAGCUGCAAUUGGAACUGACGGUGGAGGCUCAGUAAGGAUACCUUCUUCACUUUGUGGUAUUGUUGGCCUGAAAACUACAUAUGGGAGGACUGAUAUGACAGGUUCUGUGUGUGAUUGUGGAACAGUAGAGGUAAUUGGCCCAAUUGCUGCAACAGUUGAGGAUGUUUUAUUACUGUACUCUGCAAUCUUGGGUCCUUCCGCAGCUGAUAGGGACAGCUUGAAGCCUCCAGCCCCCUGUGUGCCUUCCCUCCUUCCAAAUGACAGAUCACAUGCAUUGAGGUCCCUGAGGUUAGGGAAAUACUCUGAGUGGUUCAAUGAUGUAUACUCAGAUGAUAUAUCCCGUACAUGUGAGAAUGUACUUAACCUGCUAUCAGAUACUUAUGGUUGCACAACAACAGAGAUUGUGCUACCAGAGCUGCAUGAGAUGCAGAUUUCUCAUUCUGUUUCUAUUGGUUCAGAACAAUUGUGUUCUUUAAAUCCUGAUUCUAGGAAGUUGUCUCAGCUAACCCUUGACAUUCGCAUCAAUGUGGCGCUUUUCCGGACAUUCUCUGCAACAGACUAUAUUGCUGCACAGCGCCUUAGGAGAAGGUUAAUGCACUACCAUAUGGAGGCCUUCAAAAGGGUUGAUGUCAUAGUGACUCCGACAACUGGUGUAACUGCACCUGUAAUACCAACAGAUGCCCUCAGAUCUGGAGAAUCGAACUUGAAGUUGACAGGUGAACUCAUGCGCUUUGUAGUUGCUGCAAACCUUCUUGGUCUUCCUGCCAUUUCUGUCCCAGUCGGUCAUGACAGGCAAGGGCUACCAAUAGGUUUGCAGUUGAUUGGACGUCCAUGGGAGGAAGCUACAAUUAUCCGGUUGGCUUCUGCGGUAGAGGAACUUUGUGCAAGUUCUAGGAACCGACCAUCCACUUUCUUCGAUGUUUUGCAUUAAACUUCCCCUGAUGAAUGAAUUGAUCAAGAGUGGCUCACCAUCAAGUGCCUUUCAUUUUAUUUUCCCAGUUAAUGGGGAAACUGUAACAACAAAAGAGGGACUGCUUUUGUGGUAUUUUGAAUCAGUGAAGACUAUAGACAGAAUCCUGGAAGGUAAAAGUAGGCAUUGAGAUACCCCUUCCAAAUUCUCUGUAUAAACAUUAUUUGUAACUUGCUCAAUAAUGCUUGAGUACC
Molecule: messenger RNA, 2369 nt
Organism: Nymphaea colorata (pocket water lily)
Lineage: Eukaryota; Viridiplantae; Streptophyta; Magnoliopsida; Nymphaeales; Nymphaeaceae
Product: fatty acid amide hydrolase
Exons: 21
Coding region: 259-2136 (625 amino acids)
Biological process (GO): N-acylethanolamine metabolic process
Cellular component (GO): membrane
Molecular function (GO): N-(long-chain-acyl)ethanolamine deacylase activity
Source: RefSeq, a predicted model, not a curated record